AUGUCCUUUAUCUACAAUGGAGAGAAGGUUACAUUGUAUGGAGAUCAAGAAUUAAUCGCAGCAGGAAGAUCAUUUAAACAGAUGGAGACACAGAAAUGGGUGGAAUAUGCUGAGUUAGACACAGAAAUGGGAGAGUUAAAUGGGUUAGAAAUGAGUCAAGAAGUUCCAGAAAAGAUUCAGCGACUGUUAGACCAAUACCCUGAAGUGUUCUCAGAACCAACACAAUUACCACCUGUACGAGGAAGGGAGCAUGCGAUAAACUUGAUGGCAGGAACAGGGCCUAUCAGUGUGAGACCAUAUCGUUACCCACAUGCAUACAAGGAGGAAAUGGAGAAGUUGGUGAGUGAGAUGUUGAAAGCGGCAGACAAAUUUCCCAUUCCACUGAUAGAUCAGUUGCUUGAUGAGCUUCACGGUGCAAAGUAUUUCUCAAAGCUAGAUUUGAGAGCUGGCUAUCACCAGAUACGAAUGUUGGAAAGAGAUGUAGAGAAGACGGCGUUCAGAACAACCAAUGGGUAUUACGAAUUCUUAGUCAUGCCUUUUGGUUUGACAAAUGCCCCAUCUACCUUUCAGGCUUUAAUGAAUGAGCUUUUUCGGCCUUUCUUGGGACAUUUCGUGCUUGUCUCCUUUGACGACAUCUUGGUAUUCAGUGCAAGUCAGGAGGAGCAUGAAGCGCAGUUGAAAAUCGUGAUGGAUAUCUUUGUGGAGAAUAAGCUAUUUGCGAACAAGAAGAACUGUUUGUUUGGGCAAACUCAAGUGGAGUACUUGGGCCAUAUUAUCUCGGAUCAGGGAGUCGCAACGGAUCCAUCAAAGACUCAGGCUAUGAAGGAUUGGCCUAACCCGAAGACAGUAAAGGAGUUGAGAGGUUUCCUCGGUCUCACAGGGUAUUAUAGACGAUUUGUGAAGGGUUAUGGAUCCAUUGCGAGACCAUUGACGGAUUUACUGAAGAAGGAUCAGUUUGAAUGGUCCAAUAGAGCAGAGAAGGCAUUUGUAGAUUUGAAAGAAGCGAUGAUGACAGCUCCAGUUUUGGCACUGCCCAACUUUUCAGACGUUUUCGUGGUUGAAUCUGACGCAUCAGGCUACGGUGUAGGCGCGGUUUUGAUGCAACAGCAGCGACCUAUAGCUUAUUUUAGUUCAGGAUUGACUGACAGAGAGCAGGUCAAGCCAAUCUACAAAAGGGAACUAAUGACUAUAGUGUUAGCAUUACAGAAAUGGAGACAUUAUUUGCUGGGAAGGAGGUUUGUUGUACACACUGAUCAAAAGAGUCUCAAGUUUCUGUUGGAACAGAGGGAGAUAUCCAUGGAGUAUCAGAAAUGGCUCAUUAAACUGUUUGGGUUUGAAUUUGAUAUAGUUUACAAACCGGGUGUGGAGAAUAAGGCAGAAGACGGGUUAUCUCGAAUUCAUCAUGAAGCUAAACAGAUGAGCUCGACUCAACUAAUGUCGAUUACGGUUCCUGCUGUUCUACAACUCCAAGACAUCUACAAGGAGAUUGCGGAGGAUGUACAGAUACAGGAUCAGUUGACACGAGUGUUAGAAGGAAAGGAAGAGAAAACAGAGUUUACUGUGAGUAAUGGACGCUUGCUGAAGAAUGGGAGAUUGGUUAUUCCACGUUCAUCGUCUCAUAUACCACUGAUUCUUAAAGAGUACCACGCGGGAGUUAUCGGUGGUCACUCAGGUGUCUUAAAGACGAUGAAGCGGAUCCAGAGUUUGUUUUAUUGGAGGAAGAUGGUGAAAGAUAUUCAAACGUUUGUCCAGGAAUGCGAGGUGUGUCAGAGGCAUAAGUAUUCCACGUUACGUCCUGCAGGGUUGCUCCAACCAUUACCUAUACCAUAUAACAUUUGGGAAGACAUCUCCAUGGAUUUCAUAGAAGGACUUCCUCUUUCACAGGGUGUCAAUGUGAUUUUGGUAGUGGUGGAUCGACUAAGCAAAUUUGCUCAUUUCGUGAGGUUGAGACACCCUUUCACAGCCAUGGACGUGGCGAACAAAUUUGUCCAAGAGAUAGUACGGCUACAUGGAUUUCCUCGCUCCAUUGUGUCGGAUCGUGAUAGAAUCUUUUUGAGUUCCUUUUGGAAGGAAAUGUUUCGUCAAGCAGGAACACAGCUCAAGUUCAGCACCGCGUUCCAUCCACAAUCUGAUGGACAAACAGAGGUGUUGAAUCGUUGCUUAGAGACAUACCUCCGUUGCUUUGCUUCAUCGCAUCCGAAAUCGUGGGCUAAGUUUUUGUCUUUGGCGGAGCUGUCGUAUAACACAAACUAUCACACGGCGAUCGGCACUACUCCAUUUCAAGUUGUUUAUGGCAGAUCACCACCAAGCCUAUUGAGAUUUGAGGAGAAAUCAACAGCAAACUUUGAUUUGGAGGUGAUGCUUAAGGAGAGAGAUGUGGUGCUAUGGAGUAUUAAGGAGAGUUUGAUAUCAGCUCAAGCCCGUAUGAAGAAUAAUGCCGAUAAACAUAGACGAGAGUUGGAGUUUGCUAAAGGUGACAAGGUUUUUCUGAAGUUGAGACCGUAUAGACAACAAUCGGUGUCAAAACUUCUGUAUCAGAAGCUGGCUGCUCGUUUCUAUGGUCCUUUUGAGGUGUUGGAGCGGAUUGGAUUGGUGGCGUAUCGCCUGAAGUUACCGGAGGGGUCUAAGAUUCAUAACGUGUUUCACGUUUCUCAGCUAAAACCGGUGUUGGGUUCUGGUCAUCAGGUUUCCUCACUUCCUACAUCUUUUGACCAGCGUCCUGAGUUGAUUAUCGAACCGGAAUUAGUGUUAGAGACACGUUAUGAUAACGGUGGCCAUUUAGAAGCGUUGGUACAAUGGAAAGAUCUUCCUGAACACGAGAAGACGUGGGUUCGUGCUUCAGAGUUACUCAAGGAUUUCCCAGAACUUGAGGACAAGCUUCUUCUUGACGAGGGGGAUCUGACUGUGGAACAGAAUAUCGAUGACGGUGUGGAAGAGUUGACUGUUAUCAUCCCUUCUUUGCUGAGAUUAACCGUCUUUCGUUCUGACGGACGUGACCCUGAUAAGGCUGUGAUUAAAUGUCCCUCUUUGAAGUAUUUCAAAGUGACAGAUCGUAGUGGUCCUACUUCACCACGAUUUAUUGAGAAAAUGCCAAAGCUUGAAGAGGCAGAUGUUGACAUUCUGUUCUGCGAUAUUGGGAAAUUUCUCACUGCUGUCACAUCUGUCAAGCGUCUUUCGAUAUGCUUACAGGGACAUAUUCCCGUGCCUGUGUAUCCUCUUGGUAUUUACUUCCAUCAACUUGAACAACUGAAGCUAUGUAUUUGUGCUGAAGACUGGUCCAACUUACUUUUCCAAUUUCUCAGAGAUUCUAAGAAACUACGAGACCUUGAUCUCUACAUCAAAGAUGAACAUAUACCAUAUCGUGGCCGGAAUUAUCACUUGUAUGUUCCUAAAUGUUUCUUGAUUGGUAGUCUUGAAACAUUCAAGUGGACAGGAUAUGGAGGAUCAUCAGAACAGAGAGAGAUUGUGUCAUUUAUCUUCAACGGUGCGUAUCGCUUAAAGACUGCAACAAUGGUGGCAAUGCCAUAUUUUCGUCCUUGGGAAAAAAAGGAGAUGCUUUAUGGCUUGGUAGUUCUUUACCGAUCUUCACCAACAUGCAAAUACACGGUUGUUUGA
This is a messenger RNA of Microthlaspi erraticum, 3615 nucleotides long. Lineage: Eukaryota; Viridiplantae; Streptophyta; Magnoliopsida; Brassicales; Brassicaceae. The record is from the annotation of a GenBank genome assembly.